This is a messenger RNA of Caenorhabditis elegans, 2870 nucleotides long. RefSeq names its product Activated in Blocked Unfolded protein response (gene abu-12). Lineage: Eukaryota; Metazoa; Nematoda; Chromadorea; Rhabditida; Rhabditidae. The coding region runs from base 194 to 2668 and encodes 824 amino acids. The record is from RefSeq and is marked reviewed. The transcript is spliced from 13 exons.
GUUGGCUAGAAAGAAGCUCGUCAGCAGCAGGCCCCCUCUCUCUCGCUGUCUCUCCGAAAAGCAUUCAGAAGCAGCGGCAGCAGCUUCGUGUUGCCCGUGUUGAUCGUCUUAAACACAGUCAUUCGGUUGCGCCUUGCCUCGUCCCCAAUUCAUUUUCUUUCACUUCGCUCUUGAAUUGACAGCGCAUUUUGACAUGCGUUGGGAGAAAUUCGCCUCCUUCAUUUUUUUACUUAUCUCCGGUACCGAUGCACAAUUCGGGGAAAUUGCAUCGUUAGCGACAUCCCUGCUCGGGGGGGCUCUUGGAAAUGGUGCUGGAUUGGGAGCCUUGGCUGGAGCGGGAGCUGCGGGAGCAGGGGCAGCCGGUCAAGCCGGAGGUGCGAUAGCUCAGAUUGGACAGUUGUAUCAGCUUGCUCAAGGAGCCCUGCAACUGACUGGAACUGGAGUUGGAGUACUAAACCAGGCCUCGGAAGGAAAUUGGUUCCCAGCAGUUUUAGAACAGACAGCUAAAAAUUCUCAAGCACUUAUGAAGCAAGGAGGAGGUGGUGGUUUGAACCUUGGUGCUCUUGGUCCAGCACCUGGAAAAACUUCUGGCGGACUUGGGCCAGAGUUUGGGACUAGCUUCCCCGCGCCGAACAUAGACGAUUACGAUGAGAACGCUGAGAUUCCGGGAGUUACAGAGAAAAAAACGCCAAAGGCACCUGACGGUCUUGUGGAUAUUGAAGAAGAAGACUAUGAAGUUGACACGACUACUCCAACUACCUCGACAACGACUACAGAAUCAACAACAACUACUACAACACCUGACGAGUACGAAGAAGAGGCAACUACUGAGCCAACAAGUCCACCACCGCGUCAAAUCAGAAUUCAGCUGCCAGACAAAAAUGGGAAAACUCAGCCUGAAGAAGAAUUGGAUUAUGAGGAUUUGAUAAACAAGAAAACUGAAAUUGGCCAACAAGUGAUUCCAACUAUCGACGCUGAAAGCACAGAUGAACUUAAAAGAAAUGUGAUAGCUACUCAUGGAACGAAGACGCAACCUAUUGUGCCGAAGCUUGACAAGCUGGUUGAAGUGCUCAAAAAGAGCAAGCUUUCAAAGGAAGAAAUUGAUGAAAUUGUAGCUCAAGUGGAAGGGAAUAAGAACAUUGAGAAACCGGCAAAGUAUGACUUCAAUGCAGCGGUGCAAAACAUUCCCGACAAGAGAAACAAUAUUCGUCAGAAAAUUACUGAUGCUUCGCGAAUCAUCAGCACAAAUUUCGAGAAUCAGCGUAAAGAGCAGAGUAUAGUGGUGCAGCAGCAAGUCGACGAGCUCAAAGUUUUGCCAGAUCUUACUGAUUCCAGUAUUGCACCAAUAAUUCUUACAACAACAACAACCCAAGCACCCAAAACAUCAUCUGCUACAACAACUGCACCAAAAGUAACCACUACAACACGUGCAACCCAUUCUCCAACCACGACUCAAAAACUUGUUACCCAAUCAGCAAAGCAUAUUCAGCAAGCAAGAUCAGUGUCGGUUGUUGCUCCGACUGCUCCGACUCAUCCACAAGUUGCUCCACAAGUUGCUCCACAAGUUGCUCUACAAACUGCUCAACAAGUCGCGCCGCAAGUUCAACAACCACAACAACCGUAUAACAACUUCUGGAACCAUCAAAAUCACUUCCAGCAGCCGUUCCACCAACAGCAGCAACAGUUUUACUAUACCCAGGCUCCAUUCUACGGACAACAAACCCAAAACUACUGGGGACAACAAAAUAAUCAAUAUAAUCAACAGUACGGCCUCCCACCUUAUCAUCAACCUCAACAAACUCAACAGCCCCAAGGUUAUCAACAGCAACAAUAUGGUUAUUCGACACCAUUCCCAGUUCAACAACCACAACCUCAACAACCUCAACAACAACAGUUUUAUAAUCAACAACAGUAUAAUGCCCAAACACCUCAGCAGGUGCAGCAAGUUCAUCAACAGACUCCACAGCAACAAGUACAGCAGCCUCAUCAACCUAACCAACAACCACACAUCCCCUCUCAACAACUUCCCCGCCAGCAAGCUCCACAACCGGCCCAAAACCGACCUAGCGCCGCUCAACAAGUUGUGUUCCAGCAAGGAAGUGUCCAAGCCACAACUGCUCCUCAGAGGCCUGCCAACGGAAAUACCAAUCAAGUUGUUCAUUACUAUCAAGACGGCAAACAAGUUGUGCAACAGAUUAUUCCAAGAAGAAUCGCUGCAAAUGGGAAUCUUCCACUCAAUGGACCAUUCAACUCACAGUCUGUCGGUCCGACCGAUCCAGCAGAGUAUCAGAGAAGACAACGAGCUUUGCACCAAGCUUACUCUCAGCCACAAACAAGGGGAACUGUUGCAACUAGAUCAGUGGCAACUGGAGCACAGAGACAAAGAAAUGCCCAACCCGCUGCCCGUGUCCAGCCUAGAAUAUAUGAGUCAACUGUAACUGCAACCGGUCACCAUCAGGCCCAUGCCAUCCGUACUUACCAAGCCACCAAAUCAGCAAGUGUGACCCCACCCAACCCACAACCAUCCGCCGCUACAAGAAGUUCCGGAAGAGUGAGUUCAUCGAAAAAACGGUACAGUGGGCAUGUACUUCCUGGUCCAACAAUUGAUCAUAGGAGUCUAAUCGAAAAACGAACGACUGCUAAGCCUCGUUACGUCCGUGUGCCAUAAAUAUCUACAAAAAAAUCCAUGAUGAUGUCUGCAAUACUUAAUUUAUUUGACUAGUAUUCUUAUGUUUUGCCUUUUCUCAUUUUCAGGUUGUCAUAUUUUAAAUUAAUUUAUUUCUCUCAUUUCUCUCAUUUCCCACUAAUAUGUAUAUUAUUUCGUUUGUGAUUGUUAGAGCUUAGUGCUCAAAAAUAAUGAAAAAUCAUUU